This is a messenger RNA of Misgurnus anguillicaudatus (oriental weatherfish), 838 nucleotides long. RefSeq names its product EF-hand calcium-binding domain-containing protein 9. Gene Ontology annotation, molecular function: calcium ion binding; calcium ion sensor activity. Gene Ontology annotation, cellular component: cytoplasm; sperm principal piece. The record is from RefSeq and is a predicted model, not a curated record. Lineage: Eukaryota; Metazoa; Chordata; Actinopteri; Cypriniformes; Cobitidae. Gene Ontology annotation, biological process: flagellated sperm motility.
UGGUAACAGCCUCAUAACGGUCUUUUAGCAGUCCGCAACAACAGAAGCUCUCUAACAGUUAAACGCGCAAAAUGAAGUUAAAAACAGAAUCAUUCUUUCACCAUUUGAAUUUUAACACCGAUUAUUGCAUUUUUUCACUACAUAACACUAAAAUAAUCUAUGAUUAUUUCUGCUUGUUGGACGUUCAUAACAAGAGAACCUUAAAUGGUAAUAUGUUCGACGUUCAGUUCUGCUGCUUUAUGAGGCACGUGACGGAUAUGGGAAUGACCUACAUAAUGCAGACAUUUGACUUGCUGGAUGCCAAUGGAGAUGGAGAAAUUGGCUUCAAUGAGUUUUACAUGCUGGUCUGCAUUCUGGUCAGCAGUAAACACCAUGUAGAACAGAACUUCCUGGACAUGCAUUCCCGCCAGGCCUUUGAGCUCCUGGACACGGACAGUAGUGGAGCCAUCAGCUUUGCAGAGUUCGAGUGCCUAGCAUACCUCUUCAACCUGAAGAGGAAUGUCCUCAAAAAAACCUUUCUGGAUUUUGACAUCAGCGGGGAUAAGCGCCUAAUUUACAAAGAAUUUCGGAUAUUUACCAAAGACUGCAUGACCAACCCCGAGAAGUACAAGAAGAAAGGCCACUUGAAGCAAAUGUAACACAUUUAAUAAUCACUGAACAGGAGGAUGAUACCACAUAUAUUUCAAAUGCAGGUUACAGUAAAUAGUGCUUUAAAAAUAAAACAUCUUCUGAAAAAUGUUAAAACAAAGAUGAAAAACAAUAGUAAGGUGGAUGAGGCAUUAAGUUAUUUACUGAGAUGAAGUAAGGGUAUGACAAUAAAAGUUUUGUUAUUGUUGCA